Molecule: messenger RNA, 840 nt
Organism: Stylonychia lemnae
Lineage: Eukaryota; Ciliophora; Spirotrichea; Sporadotrichida; Oxytrichidae
Source: the annotation of a GenBank genome assembly
AUGAUUUACUCAGCUUAAAAAACUAAGCAAACGAUACUUUUUUUAAGAGUUUAAAGAUAAAUGCAAAGGUAAAACAUUCUAUCAUAUGAUUCAAGAAGUAGUCAAAACUUAAUUCCCACAAUCCCACCAAUGAAAAUUUUUCAAUAAAUGGUAUUUAUAAAUACUGAGACUUUAAUUCGCAACGGAGACAUAGUUCUUUCUACUGUGCCGAGAAAUAAUCAAAGUUUUUUUCAACAAUAAUUUCUAAUGAAUGGAUAAGAUAUGGGUUGUCUUCUGAAUUUCUUAAAAACUGAUAAGACUAUCGAUGAACAAAAAGGUAUUACUUCAUGUCCAGAGUCUCACAAAGUGACUUAAUUGAAUACAGAGUCUUCAUUGAGAUUACAUUAAGCUGCUGCAACUGUUUAAAAACAAAAUGCAUAAGUGGGUAUUGCGUAUGCUUCAAUAAUGGCACUAAGAUGUGUACAAGUUGUUCAAAUCCCUAAUGUUUUAAUAAUGAAGAUCACAGAGAAGAAAGAGAUUCUCAGAUCCAAAGUUAGAGAAAAAAAAAUUAAUAUGCAUAUACUUAAAAAAACAUUGCAAGAGAAAAUUUAAAACGUAAAUCUAGAAAGAUUGAGAACCUUCUAACUUGUAAUUGCAAAACUUCUAAGAGAUGUGAAAAUAAUCAUUGUAAAUGCCGAUAGAAAGGUUAGAGAUGUAAUGUAAAAUGCAAAUGCAACCAUAAAUAUUGCUAAAAUAACUAGAGUGCAAACUCAAGAUAAACUAAUGAAAAAGAAUAAUAUUCACAUUAAUCUGACUCAUCUUACUGUGAGUGAGUUACCAACAGCAUUAUUAUAAAAAUGA